Messenger RNA from Knipowitschia caucasica, 3504 nucleotides. The record is from the annotation of a GenBank genome assembly. NCBI's taxonomy places the organism in Eukaryota, Metazoa, Chordata, Actinopteri, Gobiiformes, Gobiidae.
AUGUUUUCCCUCUCCACUUUCCAUUCGCUCUCUCCUCCCGGAUGCAGACCGGCGGCCCAUGACAUCAGCCUGGAGGAGUUUGAUGAUGAGGACCUGUCUGAGAUCACUGACGACUGUGGGAUUGGCCUCAACUAUGACUCGGACCCCUAUGAGAAGGACUCUCUGAUCCUGGAGAAGAGCGACCUCCACCACCCAAUCUGCUCCUUCCAGGACGACUUCCAGGAGUUUGAGAUGAUCGACGAUGAAGAGGAGGAGGAGGAAGAGGAGGACGAUGAAGACGCACCCCCCUCACCCUUCGGCUCUCCGCCUCCCUCACCCACUUUCGGCACCCUGAAGAGCCGGCCCACCACCCUGAACCUGACCACCGCUGUGUCACAGGACUCGCUGAACAACAACAGCAGCCUCUCCCCAAAGAAAGGAAGCUGGCAGGACUCUCUACGGAACCCGACAUCACAGGGCAAUCUGUCUCCUACCCACUCAUGUCUGGAGGACGGCAGCCACGUCACAGGCCAGUGCCCAGCCUCUCCGAUCAUCCAGGCACCGGGGCCCCAGAACAAAGGUUCAUUCGGUCACCACAAAUCCCAUGGCGAAAUCAAAGCCGAUCCUUCCAUCCACAAAAACAGGGUAUCCUCUGUGGACGAGAACUCGCAAUGUUCUGACACUGAGGUGGACCACGACUUAAACAGCGACCACAAUCUGAAGCACUCCAACAACAGAUGCCCCACAGACACCUACACUAUCACCAGCGAGUCCGCCAUGGAGCCUGAGACGGACAUGGAUCCAGAUGGAACCAGCCGCUGCCUGUCUUCCACCGCACCCAUGGGAACCACCGAAGGAGCAGAUACCCCGCUGUCUGACGAAGAGCUGGACAAGGACUUUGAAGCUGAGUGUAAUAACUUGUGCAAGGAAAACCGUUCAGCAUAUGUGGAAUUCCCUCCUAUCGAGCCGUCCCAGCCUGCAACUUACUCAACUUACCUGUCCUCCAAAGUCAUUGAUGCCUCUUACAAUUCCAUCAAUGGUUCAUUGGUUCCUGGAAUGCAAGCUCCGGCAAACGAGUACACCUCCCCAUCUUCAGACCCUGGGAUUGCGGACAUGAACCAGCAAGGAUACAUGAACUCAGAUCGUGAUAGAGAUUUAAGUUCUCCGGGGUCGGACUCAGAAGUGGAAGAAGAGAUUGAAGAAGCCUUCGCUAACGGGCCAGUGGUCUCCAAUAUGAUCUCUUCUAUCUCUGAAACGGAAAUCGAUUUGACAAGCGAUGAAAGCAGCAGUGGACGCUCCUCCCAUCUUACGAACUCCAUCGAAGAAGCCAGUUCUCCUACGUCAGACCAGGAACUUGAUCCAGACACAGAGUUGGAACAGGAUAGCGGCAUUGUCGGACUGAAAGAAACUCUUCUCCUCGGUCAACCCGAUCCUAUCAAAGAAGGUUCCAUGGUUCCGUCGCCAUCUCCAUUGCCAUCUCCCACUAUUGCUACCCCAGAUUCCCCACUUCUACCUCCUGAACCCUACCAAGAGAACUCGGAGGAUGAGCAAAGUUGUGAGCACCAAGCAGAUCCAGAUGAGACGCUACCCCCAGCAGAACUCUGCGAGGACAGUCUUUCCCGACAGAUGGUCCUCCAGAUAGAACCAGACCACGGCUUGGAAAGUUUCAAACGUUCUUUUUACCUUCCAGUAGGUCCAAGACUUGUGCCCAGUUCAGAAGACUACGAUGGGACGAGCGAGGGAGAGUCUGAUUCAGACAGCGAGGAUGAAUUAAGCGAGAACUCUGAUUCUCCAUGGCUGCUUAGUAACCUUGUGAACAGGCUGAUGUCAGAAGGUUCAUACCCAAUCAGCUGUCCGGAAGAGUGCUUGAAGAGGAAGCCAUCAAUGUCCGAUACGAUCUCACCAUCUUCAGAUAUCGGAGACGGGGAUCUUGCUGAUGAAGAUACGGACGAAAGUCAAGAUGUAAAGGAAGCAGGAACUAGAACAGUCCCAAAUCUGUACUUGACCAAUCUGAUGGAACAACAAGCAAGGGCUUCGGAGAAGAACAAGUCUGACAGGUUAUGUAAGAACUCAAGGCAGGAGGAAGAAGUAGAAGAGCCCAAUAAUGACUUGAUGAUGCUGCAGCAAAGGAGGGAUCUCGACUCACCCAGCCUCACAGAGAGCGUGAUUAGUGACAAGGACGAAGGUAGAGAAACAGACCCCCAGGUCACCACGCGAUCGUCGGCUUCCCUCGAGCGCAUUACAGAGGUGAAAAACAGCUUGACCCUGGAUCUGCCCACCUCCCAGACCAACCGCUGCUUUAGCCUCACAUACUCUACAGACAAUGAUGAAGAGGAGGACAAUGAAGAGUCGUACCCUUACCUGACCAACACGAAGAGUCAGACGUCUUACAGGCAGAGUGGCCUGGAGUUAGACAGUUCACCUCCUAUCGACUGCAGUGUUCCGGAGCCUGUGCCCACUGACCAUGACCUUCCACUGUGUGCGAGAGAACAGCAGCAGAGCGAGGACGAUGGACUGGCCUAUGACUCCAUGAAGUACACUCUGGUGGUGGACGAGAACACCACUCUCGAACUGGUCAGCCUCAAAAGAUGCACCUCAGUCCUCAGUGACGACAGUGAGCUCUCUACAAUCUGCGAUGAGGAGCCGCUGAGGUCCAGAGAUGGGAUCUACGGCAGAGAGGAUGAAGAGGAGGAAGGCCGGCCUGAACUCAGCUCCUCUGAAGACUCCUCUCCUGAAGCAGACCUGCCGUUCUCCAAGAAGUUCCUCAACGUCUUUGUCAACAGCACCACGCGCUCGUCCAGCACAGAAUCUUUUGGCUUGUUUUCCUGCACCAUCAACGGGGAAGAGCGAGACCAGACUCACAGAGCGGUCUACAGGUUCAUACCAAGACAUGCAGACGAGCUGGAGCUGGAUGUGGACGACCCUCUGUUUGUGGAGGAAGAGGAGGAUGACUACUGGUACAGAGGCUACAACAUGCGCACGGGGGAGAAGGGCAUCUUCCCAGCCUUCUACGCCACCGAGGUCAUGAGCCAGGCCAAAGAUGCCAUUGGAGUGAAGAGGAACCCAGCCUGGAUGGAGACUUUCUGUGUACAGUUCCUGGGGUCAGUGGAGGUCCCUUAUCACCAAGGAAACGGCAUUCUGUGCGCGGCCAUGCAAAAGAUCGCCAUGUCUCGGAAGCGGACGGUGCACGUGCGGCCGCCCUCUCUGUGUGAGCUGGAGAUCAGUCUGCAGGGAGUGAAGCUCAUCAUGAGUCUGGAGGACGACUACGACUCCUUCAAUGAGUUCGACAGAUGUAGUCACUUCUUCCAGAUGAAGAACAUCUCGUUUUGCGGCUGUCAUCCCAGGAAUAACUGCUACUUCGGCUUCAUCACCAAACACCCCACGCUCAGCCGCUUCGCCUGCCACGUAUUUGUGUCCCAGGAGUCCAUGCGCCCCGUAGCAGAGUGUGUCGGACGGGCCUUCCAAGAGUACUACCACGAGCACCUGGAGUACGCCUGCCCCACAGAGGACAUCUACCUGGAGUAG